Zingiber officinale is the source of this 564-nucleotide messenger RNA. RefSeq names its product ribosome biogenesis protein BOP1 homolog. The record is from RefSeq and is a predicted model, not a curated record. Gene Ontology annotation, cellular component: preribosome, large subunit precursor; PeBoW complex. Gene Ontology annotation, biological process: ribosome biogenesis; maturation of LSU-rRNA from tricistronic rRNA transcript (SSU-rRNA, 5.8S rRNA, LSU-rRNA). The transcript is spliced from 4 exons. Gene Ontology annotation, molecular function: ribonucleoprotein complex binding; protein binding. Bases 1 to 309 code for a protein of 102 amino acids. Lineage: Eukaryota; Viridiplantae; Streptophyta; Magnoliopsida; Zingiberales; Zingiberaceae.
AUGGUUUCAGUGACAUUUAGGUUUCAUGUUAGAGGCUGCGAUGUGCUUAUUUUAGAUACUGGAUUGGGAAGUGCAGAGAAUCAAGCAAGGGUCAAGGAGUUGCUUCAUGUGGAGGAAUCAAAACUAGAGGAGGAUGAGGGAAAUACCACUCCAGCAGUGAGAUGGGUUCGAGAUGAUAAAUACGAUUGCAUCCGAUUAAAGCAUUGCAAGGUUGUGACAAAAAUUGAUUGGCAUCGGAAAGGAGACUAUUUCACUACUGUCGUUCCUAGUGAUAUCCUAAUUAUGAAUUUUAGUUGUACUUAUUUUUAGUCAUUCCUAGUGCCUAUUUUAUAUCUCAGUUUUGUUUCUUUCUUUUUUCUAAUACACACUGACAAAUUGGAAAUAUAUAAAAAUCAUGACAUUAUACCUAGUUACCUAGCCUUUGAGGCUGGAAUCAGGAUGAAACCUAAAGUGCCCUGAAAAGUUUAGGCAUACCAAAUUCUCUCAGUUUAAUGACAGAGGUCAGUUGUGUUGCAAACUUUGUUGUUUUCCUUGUUUUUCAUUUACCGCGUCUAGAUUAAGAAA